Messenger RNA from Homalodisca vitripennis (glassy-winged sharpshooter), 980 nucleotides. RefSeq lists its product as uncharacterized. The coding region runs from base 143 to 598 and encodes 151 amino acids. The record is from RefSeq and is a predicted model, not a curated record. The transcript is spliced from 2 exons. NCBI's taxonomy places the organism in Eukaryota, Metazoa, Arthropoda, Insecta, Hemiptera, Cicadellidae.
CCGAGUAUAAACUAGUCACAGAGGCCGGUCACGUCAGUUCAACUCCCACCUUGGUUCGUGUCGCUCCCUGUGUGCCUCCUGCUGUGUCGGACUCUAUACUCUUGUGUUGUUUGUACACGAACUCUAAUCCACAACUUUCAUCAUGAACUGUCUGAUUUCACUUGCCGUGGUUAUCCUGUCAAUCACCUUCGCCAUUGUCGGUGGACGAAGCGCCUCGCUACCUGAGACAAAGGGUCUCAGCUCCCAGAACGUCAUCGUAUUGGAAUCCUCUGGUACGGGAGAUGGUCCAGGAGCUGGAAAAGCUCUCUUGGGGGGUGACAAAGUCCUUAUCGAGGGAAAGAACUUCACCAACUUGAAGGAGAUGAUCAACAUUCUGGACGAGGAGAAGAAGGGGAAGGACAUCGCCACCGAUUCUACCCCGGAACCCUUCACACUCGUCGUUCCGAUCGCCAGGAACUUCUCUAGUCUCAAGGAGCUCUUUGAGAUACUACGUGAGGACGGCAGCCAACCCCCCAAGACUGCCAGUCCCACCAACCUUACAUUCGUAGAAGGCACGGAAGACAAGGACUCCGAAUACAUGAUAUUCUUUACCUCCUGAGCUGUAAUGUUCUGCAACCAUGAUAAUCUGAAUAUUUCAGAUCGGAACAAAAUAUCUCCAGGGAAAACCAUUAUGUGUUCCGUUUGUUGUGGUGACUUUUAAAUCUGUACAGGAAUUGACGUCAAUUUUAGAACGCAGCCUAAAGGGAACGUGUUAAAGGACUGAGUAAUAUGUAGACCCGCUGUGGUUGACGUUAAAUUCGUCAAUAUUUCUGUGAUUAAUUAAUUUAUAAGUUUUAUUAUAAAUUAAUGUUCUUGCCCCGCUUUAUUUAUUUUCUUUGUAUAAUAGUGUAUAUAAUUGUGUGCCAUACGAGAAAAUAUUAUUUAAUACAACGAUGUAAAUAAUAGGUGUAAAUAAUAAAAAUAUUUACAAUUUUACUCUA